Messenger RNA from Anastrepha obliqua, 7293 nucleotides. RefSeq names its product phosphatidylinositol 4-kinase alpha (gene Pi4KIIIalpha). NCBI's taxonomy places the organism in Eukaryota, Metazoa, Arthropoda, Insecta, Diptera, Tephritidae. The record is from RefSeq and is a predicted model, not a curated record. Bases 605 to 6880 code for a protein of 2091 amino acids. Gene Ontology annotation, molecular function: 1-phosphatidylinositol 4-kinase activity. The transcript has 11 exons. Gene Ontology annotation, biological process: phosphatidylinositol phosphate biosynthetic process; phosphatidylinositol-mediated signaling. Gene Ontology annotation, cellular component: plasma membrane; cytoplasm.
GUUACUCAUGCCAACCAUUUUCAAUAAUAAUGAUAGAAUGAUAAUGUGCCGUGACGUCGGUACGGAAAAUGAACAAGAAAAAAGAUGUGGAAGAAUAAGCGAAAAGGAGUGGAAAGCCGAGGAUAUAAAAUAGAUGGUGUACACACACAUUUGCACGCGCACACAUGUGAACUUUUCUACAUCGUGUACCCACAGCUGUUGCUUAUCUAUCAUUGUUUUGACAUUUUUUAUGGUAUUAUGGUGUAUUUUGCUUUCAUGUUUUUUUCCGUUGAAUAUUUGAGUUACCAAAUAUAAAUAAAAUUCCAAAUCAAGUCAAAAUCAAAAUAUUCCCAAAAAUAUGUACUAGGAAGCAUUGAACUUACAUCUAACAGUUGCUAAAUACUAUUUAUGUGCGGAUUAAUAAAAAAAAUUUCUCACACAUUCGUAUUCGUAGCUUUUGUAAUUUCUAACAUCUCGUACUCUGGUCAGCUUGGCAGUGAGUAAUGUAUGACCAAAUCAACAGAACGUUUUUUCAUACGAUUUGGCAAUAAAAAAGUGAAAAUUACGGGAUAUUGUUGUAAAUCUACGAAAAGAUUCAAAAACUGUGUUUUUCGGGCACACUGCAAUGACGGAUACGUUUUCUUAUCAGCGUACCGUACAGAGCUUAGCUCGAGUGUUGGCGCGCAUAGAGCUAACGCCUUGGGACAAGGUGCAAUCGCUCUUUCGCUAUUGCCCGCAAGAAAAUGCUGCAGGCGUUUUUUGUCUUGAUGCACGAGCACAGGACGCGGUAAUAGCGUUGGGAAUAUAUUUUUUGGAAAGUGGAUGCCAACAUGAGGAGCGCAUUGUACCGUACUUGCUGCGACUUGCAAAGUGCAUGCCGAAAGCCGUUUGGGUGGAUGAUGCAAAAUGGAGCAAAAUAGACCGCAUACCAUCAGCAGAAAAGUUUAGCUUCUGCUUGAAUACUUUGCUCUCCGACAUUGCCUCAAAAUGCCCAGAUCUACGUGAGGAAAUCAUUCUCAAUCAAGUAGAGACGCUCAGUGCUUUGGCAAAUAUCAUUAAAUCCAGCAAAGACAGUAGCUCUGCCCCACCACCCAUCAUACUGUGCAAGGCCACCGUACCAUUACUUUUCGGAUUGGCACGUUCAAUGGGACGUUAUGCCAGUCAAGACCCGCCAUUGCUCUGUCGCAUAUUUCCACGCGAAGAAAUGCCGGUAGUUAAACAGAAUGGCCGUGAUGGUGGCAGUUUUAGUUCUAGUGAGCGCAUUGCAUGCUUCUCACAAUUCCGACCGAUAAUACCACGCUCCAUGUCCGGUAGUCUGAGCCAAGACUCGAACGAGUGGCGCCUACGCCAAUUGCAAAUGAUUAACGGCAUCGACAAGCAACGCCCACAAUUACAAACAUAUUUCUCUGUGCCCUACGAUCCGCGUACACAUUUUUUUACAAAAACCGGUUCUAGUUUCAAUCAAUUUCCCAACAUGCGUGUUUGCGAAACACCAACUAAAACUAAAAAACUGUUUAUUGUGCCACCUUUCCCCAUACAACACCUGCAGACUAUCUUCGCGGUGGCAAAAAAGUUACUUACCAAAGAGACGCUAGAACAUUUGGAUGAGCAAGCAAGCGAUAUCUUUGCUUUACAUCAAAUCAAAGGUUAUUGCUACAAAAGUUUCUCGGAGACACUUAAUUUAGUAUUGGUAACUUUACUGCGGGAAUUGCUACAGCAUCAAAUCGACUUGCCCACGCCGUUUACUAAAGAUGUUCAAGAAUUUGUGAAGCGAUUAUUUUUGAAUGGCCAAACAGAGCUGGCAAACAAACAGCAAGAUCAGGAGAAGGAGAAACGCGAGGAGAACGGAAUACCAGUAGUGAACAAAUACAAGGUGAACGUAAUGGCAAAUGCUGCGUGCGUGGAUCUGCUUGUCUGGGCCAUACGGGAUGAAACAGAGGCCGACAAACUGUGCGGUCGCCUUUCGCAGAAGCUCAACUCAGUACUGAGCCAUAAGAUUGUUUUGGACCAUAUGCCGCUGUUGAUGGUUUGUCUCGAGGGGCUCGGCAAGUUGGCGCAAAAAUUCCCAAACAUCGCCGGCACAUCGAUAUCGUAUUUACGCGACUUUCUUGUCGACCCAAGUCCAAUACUGGCCAAGCUUCAUGCUUAUUCGCAGCAAACGCUGGCGCUACAAAAGAAAGAGAAAGAAAAGUUGGCGCCCUUCAAAAUCGUCGUACAAAAUAGCGAAUCACGUUCGACUGUUGAUAUUUAUGGAGAAAAUCAGAAACAUGCGGGUAUGCGUUCGGGUCAGGCGGCCUUCGAAGCGUUGCGUGAUGCAGCGAUUGAGAAUCUAAGUAUUGCAUUGCGUUCAGCACACACUUUAGACCAGUAUUGCGUGCCGGCUUUGGUGGCAAAUCUCUCGAAUCGUCUAUUCACUGCAGAGAAGCAUGAGUCCGAAUCUACGCUGGUAAGCCUCAACAUAAUCGUCAUGCUUGGUCACGUAGCCGUCACACUGAAGGAUACCUCGAAGACUACUCAGAAUAUUUUGCAAUUCUUCAUUCAGCGUUUCUGCAAAGUACCCUCCGAGCAGAAUGCGCUUAUUGUUGAUCAAUUGGGCUGUAUGAUAAUCUCACAGUGCGAGCCACAUGUUUUCGAAGAGAUUAUGAAAAUGUUUUCGCGCGUUACGGUUCAGUCGGCGUCGUUGGCCUACACCUCGGAUCAGGAACAUCGUAAGCAAUUCAAUAACGUGUCGGAUGCGGUGGUCAAUGCUUUGGGUAAUAUUGCGGCCAACAUACAAGGUGACGCGGAAAUGCUCGAAUUGUUGGGCAAACUGCUCGAACUCUUUGUGCAGAUCGGUCUGGAGGGCGAGCGCUCCUAUGACAACAAUACACCGGGUGCGCAGAAGGCCAGCUCCAGCGCCGGAAAUUUGGGUAUGUUGAUACCGGUGAUUGCGGUGUUGGUGCGUCGCCUACCGCCGAUCAAGAAUCCACGUAUGCGCUUGCAUAAAUUAUUCAAGGAUUUCUGGGUGUAUUGUGUGGUCAUGGGCUUUACAAAUGCUCGCCUCUGGCCAGCCGAUUGGUAUCAAGGAGUGCAACAGAUUGCAGCCAAAUCGCCCUUACUCAUUUCGCAAACGACACACAAGUCCGACAUGCGCGAAUUGAACUACACGUCGGCAAUCAAAAGCGAUUCGGUCAGUUUAAAUGAGUUGCGUAGUCAAAUAUUGCUAUUGCUGGAACAUCCCACGGCCGAUGUGACUGCUUCGAUCAAUAAGCUGACAUUCGCACAGUGCACUUAUCUCCUAAGUGUGUACUGGUUGGAGACGUUGCGAGUAGAGAAUUCAGAGGAGCCAAGCCUAGAACCGAUUUUGAGUUAUCUGUGCGAUAAUGCGCUGCAAAAGGACAAAUCUGGUAUCUGGCAGUGCGUAAAAUGUGUUGCCGAUCAGGUUUUCGAGAAGUUCCGCAACGUGCUCUUUGGACAUGAUGAAAUACGCGAGAAAGUGCUCGAAUCACAGGCAAUGCUUUUGCUCGUCUAUUUUAAUCACAUACACAAACAAAUUCAGUUGGUCGCCGAUCAAUAUCUCUCACAGUUGGUCGAUAAAUUCCCGCAUUUACUGUGGAAUCGUCGUGUGCUCUGGUGCAUGUUGGAUAUCCUACAACUGCUUGCAUUCUCUUUAACACUAGAUCCGAACGAAGAGACGCCGACGUUGCGUGUCGUGUCCACACCUUACACGCUGCAACUCAUGGAUUCGCUACCGGCACGCGAAAGUCGGCUUAAGGAUUUCGCUGAUCGUUGCCAGGGCAUUGUUAAUGAAGCCAUGAAAUGGGCGCCGCGCUCCACACGCUCUCACCUACAGGAGUAUCCAAAUCAGAUACCCACGCCGGUGCUGGCACAUCACAGUGGCUUGGCUUUGGCCUUUGAUUCGGUAGUGAGCAGCAAUACCUUGUAUCCGAAUGCUUUGGCUUCGAUCAAUAAGCGUCCGAACUGUGUAAACAGCAAUACACCGCGCUUUGUGUCGGUGUUGUGUCUGCGCAGCAAAUAUGCCGGUGAGAUCUCAGGACUGCUGUCAGUACUGAGCGAGGAAGACAAGGCAGGAUUGGCUGACCGGUUGGUAAAGGAUGUGUGGGAUGCGUGCGCGGAAAAGAGCGAUGCGCGUCACCGUGGCGCAUUGUGGCGUGCCACCGCCUACUUGAUUAUAUGCUCCGAUGUGAAUCGGAAGCUUUUGCAUGCCGUGGCCACAUCUCAAGUGGAACUAUUUACGGAAUAUGCCGUGGAAACCGCCGUGGAGUGCUGGCAGUGGGUGUUGACCGCACGCCAAGAUCUGGAACUCUGCUUCAUUCAAGAGAUGGUCAGCGCCUGGCAGACGACCUUCGAGAAGAAAUUGGGUCUUUUUUCCGACGAGGUGGAGACGACCAUACCACUUGCAGCCUAUGAAGGCUGCAAACUGGUCUCAAAGCCCAUACAAAUUGCACCACAUCUAAUAUGGCUGCAGUUGCUAUCCGAAAUGGUAGAUACCGCCAAGUAUUGCAAUCGUGACAAGGUGGAAAUGUUUUGUCUGCUGUUGCAUCGCUGUCUGCCCAUUUCGAAGAAUUUGAAACAGAAUCGCCAAGUGUCAACAGUUGGAUGUCGCUUUAAGCUACUGCAAUGUGGCCUUUCGUUACUCCAAGGCAAUACAAUACCGCGUUCUCUGGCACGUAAUAUACUGCGCGAACGUAUCUAUAGCAAUGCAUUGGACUAUUUCUGUGGCCCGCCCACAUGCCCGAAUCAGAGCAAGGAACAAUUACUGGAUGACAUUUUGAUACUGUUGAAAUUCUGGCAGACGAUGCGCAGCGAGAAGAAACAUUUAGUCACCUCGGAGGUAGGCGAAUACGAUAUUACGGCGGUAGCUUCGACGCAAAUGCUUUCGGUGAAGCAGAACGCGGAGACGGCUUCAUUAAUCAGUGCCGGCGACGUGGCACGAUCGAUGUCGACGGGUGGCACCGGCGGCUGGUACAACACCAUACCGCACUCUACAUCGACACUAUCAAAACGAUCGAAUCGUUCGAAACGACUACCUUAUCAGAAGGACUCAUACGACAAGGAUUAUAUGAAAAAACGUAACUUGAUUUUGGAAUUGUUAGCCGUCGAGUUGGAAUUCCUCAUUACCUGGUACAAUCCGAAUAGUCUGCCCGAUUUGGCAAUACCUGGCGAAGAGCAGGUCAACGAGUGGCGCGCUCGGCCAUCCAAACUGAACUUGUGGCGUGAUUACGCGCGCCUUGCUUGGGCUUACAACCCAGCACUGGCCGUUUUCUUGCCGUUGCGCAUCAAAAGCGCUGACUCGAUUGAGGAGGAAGUGUCGCGUUUGGUUUGCGCUGAUCCCAUUGCUGUCAGCCACCUACCGGAAGCACUCAAGUAUCUGUGUAACACGAAGAAUCUGCUGCAUGAAAGCCCAGAUCUGGUUUACAUUCUCUCCUGGGCACCGGUCAAUCCUAUUCAAGCACUAUCAUACUUCUCGCGGCAAUACCCGUCGCAUCCGUUGACCGCUCAGUAUGCCGUCAAGACACUCAGCUCCUAUCAAGCUGAAUCCGUAUUGCCAUACAUUCCACAAUUGGUGCAAGCGUUGCGCCACGACACUAUGGGCUACGUGGUGGAAUUCAUUAAGAACAUUUCUAAGCGUUCUCAGAUUGUAGCGCACCAAUUAAUUUGGAAUAUGCAAACGAAUAUGUUUAUGGACGAAGAUCAACAGCAUAAGGAUCCGAAUUUGUACGACUGCUUGGAGGCGUUGUCGCAAAACAUAAUUUCUUCGUUUUCAGGUGCCGCCAAGCGUUUUUACGAGCGCGAAUUCGAUUUCUUCGGCAAAAUUACAGCUGUGUCGGGUGAGAUACGCUCUUUUCCGAAGGGCAUCGAACGAAAGAACGCUUGCUUGGCAGCAUUGUCACGCAUACAAGUGCAAUCGGGCUGCUAUUUACCCUCCAAUCCCGAGGCAAUGGUACUGGAUAUUGACUACAACAGCGGCACGCCCAUGCAGAGCGCAGCAAAGGCGCCAUACCUGGCACGGUUUCGUGUGUAUCGCUGUGGCAUAACUGAGCUCGAAACGCGCGCCAUGGAGGUGUCAAAUAAUCCGAACUCGCAGGAGGACGCUAAGAUGACGCUGGGCGUGGAAUCCUGGCAAGCCGCUAUUUUCAAAGUAGGCGACGAUGUGCGUCAGGAUAUAUUAGCGCUGCAGGUCAUAACCAUCUUUAAGAAUAUAUUCCAGCAAGUCGGCCUAGAGCUAUUCCUAUUCCCAUACCGCGUGGUAGCCACAGCUCCCGGCUGCGGCGUCAUUGAGUGCGUGCCAAAUGCCAAGUCACGCGAUCAGCUGGGCCGCCAAACCGACACUGGGCUCUACGAGUAUUUCUUGCAUCAAUACGGCGACGAGAGCUCCAGAGAGUUUCAAGCUGCACGCGCCAACUUUGUCAAAUCCAUGGCUGCGUACUCGCUGGUCGGUUACCUGCUACAGAUCAAAGACCGGCACAACGGCAAUAUAAUGAUAGACAAAGAUGGGCAUGUCAUACACAUUGAUUUUGGUUUUAUGUUCGAGUCUUCGCCCGGUGGCAACAUUGGUUUUGAACCGGACAUGAAACUCACCGACGAAAUGGUUAUGAUUAUGGGUGGCAAAAUGGAAGCGCCCGCCUUCAAGUGGUUCUGCGAGUUGUGCGUGCAAGGCUUUCUCGCAGUACGUCCCUAUCAGGAUGCCAUUGUAUCGCUCGUUUCUCUAAUGCUUGACACGGGACUCCCAUGUUUUCGCGGGCAGACUAUUAAUUUAUUGAAGCAACGAUUUGUGGCGACUAAGAAUAAUAAGGAGGCAGCAGCGCACAUGUUGGCGGUGAUAAGGAAUUCAUAUCAAAACUUCCGCACUCGCACCUACGAUAUGAUACAGUAUUAUCAGAACCAGAUACCAUAUUAAGGGAUGUAACAGAGAUAUGUGCGAAAAGAGGAGAUUAUACCGCGUAGAAAGAGGGGUAGGUGAGCACGGGAAGUGAACUGUGCAUGAUUUGACGAGGGUUAAAGGACGAAGAAAAUUGUUGGAGGUUAUUCAUUAUUCACUCUUUGCAAAUUUUUCUUGAAAAUUGGUGUGGAUUUUUGGUUGCACUUCGAAUUUGUUAUUUUUAGAUUUUAAGUGUAUGACUUAAAAAAAUGCUAACAGUUUAGUGAUUUGUGUGCUUGUAACGCGGCUAAGAAUGUGUUGCCAAGUUUGUCCUAUGCAGUAUUUGCAUAUUAUUACAAUAUUGAUGUUACAAACUUACAUAUAUAUAAUCAUAUAUUAUUCAAGUAUAAAUGUUAGUGGUGUUAUUGCGUGGCAAUAUAUUCAAAUACAAA